Messenger RNA from Brassica napus (rape), 969 nucleotides. RefSeq lists its product as uncharacterized. The record is from RefSeq and is a predicted model, not a curated record. The transcript has a single exon. NCBI's taxonomy places the organism in Eukaryota, Viridiplantae, Streptophyta, Magnoliopsida, Brassicales, Brassicaceae. The coding region runs from base 1 to 969 and encodes 322 amino acids.
AUGUACGACGGUACAGGCGACCCCGACGAUCAUAUCGCUCAGUACAAGCAGCGGAUGCUCGCUGUUGCACUACCAAAAGAGUCUCGCGAAGCUACAAUGUGUAAAGGUUUUGGCUCCACUCUGAUCGGACCUUCCUUACAAUGGUUCAUCAACCUACCCACCAGGUCCAUAUCCUCUUUCGCGAGCCUCAGCGACAAGUUUGUGGAACAAUUCGCGAGUAGUAGGAGCCUGGAGAAGACUUCAGACGGUCUCUACGAGAUUCUUCAGCAUCGGGUAGAACCCUUGCGAGACUACAUAGCCCGCUUCAACCAAGAGAAGGUGACAGUUCCCGAAUGCAGCAUCCCUACCGCGAUCUCUGCCUUCAAAAGGGGCCUGCUUCCAGACGGGGGCCUCUACAAAGAAUUAACCAUGUAUCCCUGCAAGACCAUGGAAGACGUGUUAUCCCGAGCCUGGGCGCAAGUGAAGUGGAAAGAAGACGUCGCUAGCCGCGCUAAAGCCCAGCCGAAGCAGGACAAAAAGUCGGCCCGAUCGAAUCAAGAAAAUCGGGAUGAAAAAUCCUCCCAAAGGGCGACCAAGGACUCCAGGAAUAGAAACCGGUGCAGGUUUCAAUGCCGACCCCUGAAAAAGGAAGAAGGAAUGUCGGUAUCCACUUGGCCCGACAUCUCCCAUCUAUCGAUAUCCACCCCGAGGCUAGUCAACAUCUUGAGGCAAAUGGGCCAACAGGUCAAGUGGCCUCAAAAGAUGAAGGCACCUGACUCGUUCCAGAACCCUGGCCUCUGGUGCGACUUCCAUCGCGACCACGGUCACAAAACUGAAGACUGCGUCGCUCUAAGGAUCGAGGUCAAGGAACUACUCCAAAAGGGGCAUCUCCGGGAAUUCCUCUCAGAGAAAGCCAGGAACCAUCUAAGUAAAGAGGUGUCGGUAAAAUCCACUGGAGCUAUACCCGCCUCGCCACUUUGCCAGGACUGA